Messenger RNA from Dovyalis caffra, 717 nucleotides. The record is from the annotation of a GenBank genome assembly. Lineage: Eukaryota; Viridiplantae; Streptophyta; Magnoliopsida; Malpighiales; Salicaceae.
AUGGCUAGCCCAAUUGUAAUUGUUGGUGUACUAGGCAACAUCAUUUCAAGUCUAGUCUACCUUUCUCCCAUGAAAACUUUUUGGAGAAUUGUAAAGAAAAGAUCAACAGAGGAUUUUUCAUGCAUUCCUUACGUUUGCACAUUACUGAAUGGAACCCUAUGGGUUUACUAUGGAAUCAUCAAGCCAAAUAGCUUCCUCGUGGCCACGGUCAAUGGUUUUGGUGCUGUAACUCAGAUUGUUUACAUUCUGAUAUUUCUGACGUUCGCAUCUCCAAGACUGAGGGCUAAGACAGCCAUACAAUUUGGAAUUUUGGAUGUUGGAUUUGGUGCAGCAAUAAUCUUGUUUACUAAGUUUAUGUUUCAAGGAGAUGUUAGAAUCGAUGUUGCUGGAUUCAUCUGUGUUGGCUCCACUAUGAUUGCUUAUGGUUCACCUCUUGCAGUUAUGAAAACAGUGAUAGCAACCAAGAGUGUUGAAUACAUGCCAUUCCUUCUCUCAUUUGCUAUUCUCCUCAAUGGUGGGGUUUGGACUUUCUAUGCCGUGCUUGCAAAAGAUUACUUUUUAGGAGUACCAAAUGGAAUUGGAUUUCUUCUUGGGAUAGCACAGUUGGUUCUAUAUGCUAUAUAUCACAGACAUAAGCCAUUGAAGAAAGUAUCCGAUAAUUUGGAGGACGGAUUGCAAAAUGAGUCCCUUAUCCCUGCUUCUGACCCUGUUUCAUAA